Thunnus maccoyii (southern bluefin tuna) is the source of this 3648-nucleotide messenger RNA. RefSeq lists its product as uncharacterized. Lineage: Eukaryota; Metazoa; Chordata; Actinopteri; Scombriformes; Scombridae. The transcript has 6 exons. The record is from RefSeq and is a predicted model, not a curated record. The coding region runs from base 1326 to 3050 and encodes 574 amino acids.
UAAGGAUGAAGUUUGUUUUUAUCCCUCCCCUUAAUUCCUGAAGGGCUGUGUUUGUCAUGUAUUAGGGGACACAACAGGUGGAGGAAUGACGGUGUUGAUCCAGGGGGCUUCAAACUGGAAGGAAUUCUGUUGAUCAUGUCGAGUGCCAAAUGUCAGAUCUUGUCCGGGGGGCCCCCAGAAUUCCCACCAGGACCCCUGAUUAGAGGCAUUCAUUAGUAAUUGAUGGUGUGGCAGAUGGAACAGUAGCAACUGUCUUCAGACGUCACUGCAGCAGGAUGAGUCAAGAACAUACAGAUUCAGGUUACACCAGGAUGUAGUCUGACAUUUCACACAUUUUUCUGAUUUGCACAGUUUGCAACAUAAAAUAUCUGACACCUGUGUUGCUUGUACUGAUUAAUAUUUGUUAAAUUUGCCCAAAAAACUUAUAAUAAAUCAAAUUAAAAAGCUGAGACUGUUAAAUUGACCAUAAGUGAACUUGAAAGAUUGUAAAAUAAAAAAAUGACAUAAAAUGUUGCCAAACAUGCCCGGCAUCCACCUGGCAGUCUCUUUUUCUGGACAAUCUACAAUAAAGAUAUUAUUGACAGUGACACAUUAUUACUCACUGUGUCACCCACACCCAUUUGGCAUCCAUUGGAAAAAAUGAUUUGCAACAGGGGUUGGUCACAAGACAAAAUCUGCCCAAGCAUCCUAAAGCGGAGUAGCAACAGAGAAGCCCAUUGGCCAAGAGGUUGCAGCAGCUGAGUAGCUAUGUAAACACUUUCCCUCUCUCCGUGAGCCCCAGUAAUUAUAGCCAGGAUGCUGGUGACGACAGUUGUCCCAUGGAGACUUCAAAUGCUGGAAUAAAUUUGACAUUAUGAUAUUUGAUCCCGGCUCCAAUGGCGCGCACACGUAAACACAAGGGAGCGGUAUAAAGGCUGGGUACCCCGGCUGGAACAGAAAGUUGUUUACCCAAUGCUCCGGACUUAACCUCGAUACUGAGGCGUGACUGUAGGAGAGGGGGCCCUUUAAAUCCAGUUCGCGGGGUUUUACGUAACACAGCGGAGGAAAACCGAGGGGGGAAGCACCGGAGAGAGGGACUUGACAAUUUGGCGACGAGGGGAGUGGAUCUGUUGGAGAGGCUAGAGCGCACAGCGCGCAGGAACUAGACCAGAGGGAGGAUUUACUGGAGGGCAGUGAAAACUUUAAUCUAGAACAAGUGUUUCCAGGCCAUUGAACCUUCCAUCCCACGCCAGCAACCCCACUGUGACCUCUUGACAGGAAAGUGAAACAGGAGAAAGGGGAAAUUGCCAUUUAUAAAAGCCCUUGGGUAUUGAGUGGCCUGCGUCAUGGCAGCCAUUGAUCUGGAGCGUGGGCUGGAACACAGUGGCCGAGGCUGGGGGCAAGAGAGGCCGGAGCUGAUGGACAACUUCGACUCAGAGAUGCAGGAGUGGGAGGACCAGCUGCAGGACAUCCAGAGAAAGAUAGAAGAGCUGUACAAUGAAGUUCAGGCCCGCAGAGGAGGAAACGAUAUCACUACUGACAACCAGAAAAAUGGCAGUGAGUUGGAGUGCAGCCAUGGCAAUGGCCUUUUUAUGCCUGCCCAUCACAGCAAGAAUCACCCGGGAGCUAUAACGGUGCCACAUCACUAUAGUAACGGCUGUAACUAUAGCCCCAGUGGGUACAGCUACCCCGUGAGUCAUCAGAAUGGUUAUGGUUAUUGCCACACCAAUGGAGUUUCAGAGAUCGGAGACUUAUUGCAGGAUUAUUUGGGCCAGGGGAAACAAAUGAGCCGGAAGAACAAUGGAGCUCGCCACGUGCACUUCAGUGACACAAUCAAGGUGAGCCAGGAUGUCCCUGUAUACCAGGAUCAGAUCAAAAAAAGAUCUGGAAAUGAAAGGGUUGGUCAAGAGCAGUUUUCGGGCAGUUUUGAGGAGACUGAAAACAGAAAGAACCAAGUGUCUCACAUGAAGAACUCCCCCCGCAGAGAGAGUUCCCCCAACAAACCCAAACCCCCUCUCGGACAGAGGGAUGCUCCUUCUGUACAAUCACGCUCAACCUCGCAGCUUCCAAUCACAGCCGCUGAAUCUCCUGCUCUGGACAGGAAGUGCUUCAGUCCAGGUGUCCUCGGAGAUAGGAAGUGCGGCAGCCCCUCUGUUCUCAGGAAGUUCGGAGCCAUGCUACAGGAAAAUGAGGGCAAAAUGCUCACUGAAUCAGGAGUGGUGACCCAUCAGGGACCAGUCCCAGAGCCAAAGUGUCCCACCCCUGGCUGUCAGCGCAGAGCCCUGGGAGCCUCUGCAGUCGCCGGCAGGGCGCCCAUGCGCGUGCCUACCCAGAAAUGCCAAGCAGAUUCCGACGUGCUGACAGCAGAGAUAGAGCCCAGCCAAGAAUGGGGGUUAGUAUCGGACUCUGGUAGACAGAACCACAAGGAUCUGAGAGGAACCUACAGCGGUUCCAAAGGAUCCCACCCUAGUCCCCAGCAGUCCCAGAGGAGAUCACAGAUGGCAGGGAGCCCAAGGGUUAGACCCAGGGCGAACAGUGUGGCUGAUAGAGAUGGAGGACUGGCUCAGGGAGAGAGAGGAAGGAAGCCUGCAUCCCAUCUUGUGGAGCCCAAAAUGGACUACAGGGUCUCAAGUGCCUCAUCUGGAGCUCAGAAGAUCCAGAGGGGUGGGUUAGCGGGUCAGUCAGAGUUGCCAGGUUGUGGCAGAGGGAGGGAUGAAGGACUUAUUGAGCUGCUGGACAUGCUGGAGAUCCAACACGAGUACAGCUCCAGUCCCAGAACAGGACACAAAGUUUACAGACAGGAUCCACGGCAGGCAAAUCCAGCUGAGUUGUCCCCAGCAAAUCCCAAGAAGAGCUUCUCUCGUCCUGCGCGGCCAGCCAACCAGCGACCUCCUUCCAGAUGGGCCAGCCGCACCCCUACUGCCAGGAUCACCGCCCCGUCAGGCCCAGUAUACCGCCCCCCAAGCUCUAUGACCCGCUCUCCUAGCCCAAUGACCAGAACCCCAAGCCCUGCCCUGAGGCACCGGCCUCCCAUUUCAUACUCUCUUCAGACUGAGACUGUCAUUAUGUGAUAACCGUUUCCAUUUCAAUAAAGCUUGCUCCCUUCUGAAAGCCCACCCUAACACCUUUUGUCUGUGUAAAUAGUAAGGACUUUCAAACAAAGUGCUUUAAGAGAGUCGCUAAGAAAUGCUUCAUGUCAUCUUGAUGUAAUGUUCAAACCAGAACACAUCCACAACAUUCUCCAGUGUUGCUGUGGUUUUUUUUUUUUUUUGCUUUUUCUGUGCCAAAACUUGGUCAACAUAUUGAUAUAUUGCUUUGUUGCAGUUCCCCCCUCAUCCACUUUCCUCCAUUUUUUUUUGUUUGUUUGUUUUUUGUAUUGAAUUUCAGGUGUUUUCCUGUAUAAUGAGAUUUUGCAUGCAGCCCUAGUUUGAGGGUGCAUGCUUCUGUGUUCAAUCCUCAUGGUUGCCAGGUUGAAUCAAAUUCAACCUGGCCACCAGUGCGAGUGGAUUAAGUUGCAACUGUGCCCCCCAGCAGCAACCUAACUGUCAACAACAGUGUGUUUUACUGUAUAAUAUCGUCAAUGUAAUAUAUUUAAGAUGUUCAAAUAACAGCUGUGAUAAAUGACUAUGAUAUGCCUUUAAUGUAUUUUUUUCUUGGUAAUAAAUAUGA